Phytophthora infestans T30-4 is the source of this 586-nucleotide messenger RNA. RefSeq lists its product as uncharacterized. NCBI's taxonomy places the organism in Eukaryota, Oomycota, Peronosporomycetes, Peronosporales, Peronosporaceae. The transcript has 4 exons. The record is from RefSeq and is a predicted model, not a curated record. The coding region runs from base 32 to 472 and encodes 146 amino acids. Gene Ontology annotation, molecular function: protein binding.
GUAACAUACCACCAACGACCCAGGGGGCAACAUGGCACACCUUCCGCCGAACGUUUGGACAGUGGCGAGUGACGGCGACGUCGAGAGCGUCAAGGCAUUUCUGGCUAGCGGAGGAGAUGUGAACGCAAUGGACGAAAAUGGAUAUACGCCACUGCAGGCGGCGGUGAGCUACAAUCACAUGGAGCUGGUGGUGUUCCUACUGGCGAGCGGUGCGGACGUCAAGCUGGGCGACAACGACAUGGACACGCCGCUGCAUCGAUGCGAGACGGUCGAGUGCGCGAAGCUACUACUGGAGCACGGCGCGGGUCUGAACGCGCGCAACUCAGAAGGACAAACGCCGUAUGAUGUUGCUAUCGAGGACGAGCACGAAGCGCUCAAGACAAUGUACGAGAACCUCGGCGCCGAAAACUCGGACAGAAUUCCUGAAGAAGAGGAAGAGAGCUUCGCCAACGGCGUCAGCCUUGAAGGAUAGCACUGCAUCUUACUAGUAGUACUACGUAGUAGAAACACAGUGGCACGGAUGAACGUUAGUAUAGAUAUUUUGAACAAGAAAAACCUGUCCGACGUCCUUGAGAGGUUGCGCUAC